Messenger RNA from Ricinus communis (castor bean), 694 nucleotides. RefSeq names its product 10 kDa chaperonin, mitochondrial. The transcript is spliced from 3 exons. Bases 270 to 563 code for a protein of 97 amino acids. Lineage: Eukaryota; Viridiplantae; Streptophyta; Magnoliopsida; Malpighiales; Euphorbiaceae. Gene Ontology annotation, cellular component: mitochondrial matrix. Gene Ontology annotation, molecular function: protein-folding chaperone binding; ATP binding; protein folding chaperone. The record is from RefSeq and is a predicted model, not a curated record.
UGUUUCUUCGAUAUGUUACAUUUUUAAUUUUGGGGACGCUGGCCUCUUAGCCCGAGUCUCCUAAAACGGCCCAUAUGAUUCUUCAACUAAAACCCUGACUAAAACCCUAAGACCUAGAACCUUCUACUCCCAUCCAGAUCAACUUGAUUCACACUGUAUCACUUCCUUCUUCCCCUCAUUUUUAUACAGAUCCACUCUUUAGACUCUUCUCUCCAUCACACCACAACCAAACCUUCCGUUUCUAGUAUAUUUGAAGCAAAAACUUCUGAAUGGCGAGGCGCUUGAUUCCAACUCUCAAUCGCGUUCUUGUGGAGAAAAUCCUUCCUCCUUCCAAAACUACUGGUGGAAUUCUCCUUCCAGAGUCCUCCACCAAGCUGAAUUCAGGGAAAGUGAUAUCUGUGGGUCCUGGAUUGAGAAGCAAUGAAGGGAAAACCAUCCCCACUUCUGUUAAAGAAGGUGAUACUGUGCUUUUGCCUGAGUAUGGCGGUACCCAAGUUAAGCUUGGUGAUAAAGAGUACUUUUUGUACAGGGAUGAGGACAUCUUAGGCACUUUGCAUGAGUAAUUGAAUGGAAAUGAACAUUAUACUUAUCAUCCAAAAUGGGCUUUUGUAAUAGAGCUUUUAUAUGUUGGAUCCCAUGGAUGUAACUUGUUAACGUUGAAGAUUAUUAAUUUAAUUAGUCUACUUUUGGAAUA